This is a messenger RNA of Capsicum annuum, 1233 nucleotides long. Its product is annotated as LRR receptor-like serine/threonine-protein kinase RGI5. Gene Ontology annotation, molecular function: protein binding. The transcript has 4 exons. The record is from RefSeq and is a predicted model, not a curated record. The coding region runs from base 1 to 1233 and encodes 410 amino acids. Lineage: Eukaryota; Viridiplantae; Streptophyta; Magnoliopsida; Solanales; Solanaceae.
AUGGCUCUUACAGGCAGGAUUCCCCGGGAAUUUCGAAACCUCUCAUUUCUUGUUUCUCUUGACUUGGAAAGCAACAAUUUCCAAGGUAAUUUGCCUCAAGAAAUGGCACGAUUGCAUCGACUUAACUUUCUUAGGUUAAGUUUCAAUAGCUUCAGCGGGGAGGUUCCUUCUUGGUUUGGAUUUUUAGACCAAGUUCAAGUUCUAAGUCUUAGGAAUAAUAGUUUCACCGGCUCCCUUCCCUCUUCAUUUUUUAAUAUUUCAAAGCUUGAAAUGUUGAAUUUGGCAUUCAAUUCCUUAGAAGGUCAUAUCCCUGUGUCUCUCGCGAAUGCCUCAAGGUUGCAGACGUUAGAAUUAUCUUAUAAUUCACUUCAAGGAAAUAUUCCAGAAGGGAUCGGCAAUCUUCACAACAUGAACUCAUUGAAUCGAGUUAUUGCAUUUACCGGCAAUAGCUUAUCAGGAGAUCUUCCCAAUGGUUUAUGCAAUGGUGUCCCAAUACUCAAAGGGCUUUAUUUGUCCAUAAACAAGCUUCGUGGUCAUAUGCCUACGAGCUUAUCAAAUUGUUCACAACUUCAAAUUUUCUCUUUAUCAGAAAAUGAGUUUGAUGGACCAAUACAUAGUGAAAUUGGAAGAUUGAGUAACUUGCAGAUAUUAGGAGUCGGAACCAACCAUUUCUCUGGGAUAAUUCCACAAGAAAUUGGAAAUCUUGUUAAUUUGAUGGAGUUAUGGAUGGAGGAAAACCAGAUGACCGGCUCAGUCCCAAUCUCCAUAUUCAAUAUCUCGGUGUUGCAGGUUUUUUCGCUGUCGAGGAAUAAUCUUAAUGGAUUCUUACCACGUAAAAUUGGCAACUUAACCAAGAUGCAAUUAUUAUAUCUUGAACAAAAUAGGCUUACCGGUGAAAUACCCAAAGAGAUUAGCAAUCUCAUUGAGUUGGAGGAACUUCAGCUUGGUCGUAAUAGAUUUAGUGGUCCUCUUACAAUGGAGAUCUUCAACAUAUCAGGGCUGAGAGUAAUUUAUCUUUCAUUCAACAAUCUAUCAGGAAGCCUCCCACCAAACUUAGGUUCUCUCUUACCCAACAUUGAAGAGCUUUAUCUGUCAGACAUAAACAAUCUUGUUGGGACUAUUCCUCAUUCUAUCUCCAAUUUUUCCGAACUUACUAUUCUAGAUCUUUCAUACAACAAACUCACUGGCUUGAUUCCUAGUUCUCUUGGAUAUUUGACUCAUCUACAGUUCUGA